This is a messenger RNA of Aphanomyces astaci, 282 nucleotides long. RefSeq lists its product as hypothetical. The record is from RefSeq and is a predicted model, not a curated record. The transcript has 2 exons. Lineage: Eukaryota; Oomycota; Saprolegniomycetes; Saprolegniales; Verrucalvaceae. The coding region runs from base 1 to 282 and encodes 93 amino acids.
AUGGGCCCACCAAACGAUGUUUCCUCGGGAAAGACAUCCAAGUGUCGGAAAUGCACUGGGAUUGACCACAACAGGGCCACAUGCAGCAAACACAGCGCCAGCGAAGAGGCUGCUCAACCUGCACUGCCGGCUGGUUCGUCGUACGACGGCUUUCAUCGAGUUGCCGUGUAUGCGCCUAUGAACAUGGCAGACAUUCUCCACGAGAAUUCGAGUGAUCACGAUCAACCUGAAGUCACCAGUAACUCGACUGACGAACAAUCCUCAUUACGUGCAGCACAAUAA